Gossypium raimondii (Peruvian cotton) is the source of this 971-nucleotide messenger RNA. Its product is annotated as cell wall / vacuolar inhibitor of fructosidase 1. Lineage: Eukaryota; Viridiplantae; Streptophyta; Magnoliopsida; Malvales; Malvaceae. The transcript has a single exon. The coding region runs from base 183 to 701 and encodes 172 amino acids. Gene Ontology annotation, molecular function: enzyme inhibitor activity. Gene Ontology annotation, biological process: negative regulation of catalytic activity. The record is from RefSeq and is a predicted model, not a curated record.
AAAUAAAAAACCAAAAUCCAAAUCCAAAAAGGCACCCCUUUUCAUGUCCUAACCCUCCUAUAAAAACAAGAUGAAUCCAAUCACCAUCUUAAAAAGAAAAACUCCAGACAAAGCCAAUCAAUCACCCCCUUCCAUCAAUAUAGCCAUUUUUCUCAUCACCUCCACACAUAAACGCACACAAAAUGAACACCCAUUCUCUCAAACUUCUCCUAAUUCUACUCACAAUCACUUUCCCAUCAACCCAAUGUGAUGAUGAUCUUGUAGACCAAAUAUGCAAAAAAACACCCUUCUAUGACCUAUGUAUCUCCACCUUAAAAUCCAAUUCCAAUGGCAAAGACGUGAAAGGUUUAGCCAGUGUAAUGGCCGACACCAUGUUGUCUAACGCCACCGACACAUUGAGCUACAUCCGAGCCGAAAUAAACCGAACCCCAGAUCCUAAAAUUGAGAGGGCAUUAGCUUAUUGUGCCGAGCUUUAUAUACCGGUGGUGAAGUAUAAUCUUCCACAAGCCAUUGAUGCUUUGAGUAAAGGGCAGUUCGAGUUCGCCGCCGAUGGGAUAUCGGAUGCGGCUAAAGAAGCAGAUUCUUGUGAGAAGAUGAUUUCGUGGUCGCAGGAAUUGGCGGCGUUGAGUGAUCGGAAUAAGUUGAUUCAUAGCUUAUCUGAUGUGGCCGUCGCCAUUGUUAAGAUUUUGCUUAAAGGUUAAUGGACUUUGAAACUGUGGGGGAUUUUGGUGACGAAUUGCUUGUGUGUGUACUUUUUUUUUUUUUCUGGCUGUGAAUUUUUUUUAUUUAUUCUGUUUGGGGUUUGGGAGUGUUGUUGUAAUUUAAGUGUCGAGAAAAAAUUUCAACCGUAGAUUUAGCUAGCAUCUUUUAUUUUUCCUUUUUGGUUUAUUUACGAGUUUGGUCCUUUCACUUUACCAAGGUGGAAAAUUUGGCUUUUCUUUUUAAUUUAUUUGUUGGUAAGUUUGUAUUAA